Messenger RNA from Cryptomeria japonica (Japanese cedar), 1346 nucleotides. Its product is annotated as membrane-anchored ubiquitin-fold protein 6. Gene Ontology annotation, molecular function: protein binding. The record is from RefSeq and is a predicted model, not a curated record. NCBI's taxonomy places the organism in Eukaryota, Viridiplantae, Streptophyta, Pinopsida, Cupressales, Cupressaceae. The transcript has 3 exons. The coding region runs from base 521 to 877 and encodes 118 amino acids.
GAAUUAUUGUAUCAAUUAUUUGUUGGAUUAAGCGGGUCUUUCAACAACGAUUAUAAUAUAAUAUAACAUUCAUGGAUUUAGUGACUGUUGGUCUGGGUUGGUUUUGUCCUGCAAAACCGCGUUGGAUGGCAUCAAAAUCUAGUGAAAAUCAUACUUUUUAGCAGCCUUACAUUUCAUUUAAAACCUAACUCUGAAAUAUUCGAUGGUUUUCGAUUCGAUUUAUUCCCAAUAUAGUGGAUCUGAUAGAAACAAAAAGGAGGAAACUAUUGUAUCUGGGUUUUUAAAAUGGUUGAAUUUGGUUGCAGACUGUGAUCAAAGGCAUUAAUCCUGCAAAAUAGGAAGUGGGCUAGUUUUGGAAGAUUUGUUGAAGCCUCCAAGGAUUUGUGGUUCUAAUGUGAUAAGGAUUUUUUAUUUGUUUUUCUUUCCCUUUCAACAAUUGUUUUGAGGUCUCCCAAUAGGUUUUAAAGGCUUUUUGGAUCUUUUCUGUGCUCAAUUGGGAUCUGAGGAUAUUUGAGAAAUUAUGUCUGGGGAAGAGUAUUUGGAGCUUAAGUUUAGGCUACAUGAUGGUACAGAUAUAGGCCCCAGGAGAUAUUUGUCUGCUACCACUGUUGCCACUUUGAAGGAAAGCAUUCUCGCACAAUGGCCCAAAGAGAAAGAAAAUGGUCCAAAGACCAUCAAUGAUGUGAAAUUGAUCAAUUCUGGAAAGAUAUUAGAAAACAACAAAACUCUUGGGGAGUGCAGGGGUCCCAUAUGUGAUCUACCUGGUGGAGUUAUAACCAUGCACGUUGUUCUACGACCACCAUCAGCUGAAAAAGGAAAUGAAAAGCAGCCUUCAGACAUGCCAAAAGACAACAAAUGCUCGUGCACAAUUCUAUAGAAUGACAUUAUUCAUGGGGAAAUCUGACUUCAAGUGGAUACAAUCUCCAUAUUUGAUUUCACUCAUUGAGACCAGAAGUGGCAUGUUUAUGAGAUAUAUUUGUAUGUUGGAUGCCAGCUCCAGCAACUGAUUUUUUCAGCACCAAAAGGUGACUCAGUGUUCUGUAGAUGAUAGAAUAUACCAGAAGCUAGCAUUCAUUGGUAAUGUGAGGUGUUAAGCUCAUUUUCAAUCAAGGCUACCUCUGGUAAAUCUCAUUAAUAUAUAUUUUUUUUGUAGUCAAAGGAACACAAAUGUGAAAAAUGCAUUUUCCAAAUAUGAUUCUGCCGCUUUCUUGAGUAUGUGAGGGUGUUGAGGAAGGCUACACUUUGGGAUUAUGAUAGUAAUAGUAAUUGUAAGUUGCAUAUUAGUCUAUGCAAAGAUGUACAAACUUGGAAGGUGAUUGAGAAUUGACUGAGGAAAUUUAGGUUCA